This is a messenger RNA of Danaus chrysippus (African queen), 2688 nucleotides long. The record is from the annotation of a GenBank genome assembly. NCBI's taxonomy places the organism in Eukaryota, Metazoa, Arthropoda, Insecta, Lepidoptera, Nymphalidae.
AUGAAGAAACAGUUCUAUAGAGUUAAGCAACUGGCGGACCAAACCUUUUCAAGGUCUGGUAAGGAAGAGGCGUUGACUGAUGAGUUACAAACAGCAGAUACAAAGGUAGAACAUCUUCGGAAUGCGUUGCAACUUAUUAGCAAGAGACUCGCGACUGCAGCAGGAAACACACAGGGUCAAGAUCCCGCGGCCAGGGAGAAAAGGCUAAAGAAACUACCGGAAUAUCUCUUAGGACUAUCUAUGUGUGAGGCGAGUAACUAUGAUGACGAUGACAGCAUUUUGAAGUACAUUCUAUACGAGUGUGGAAAAACCGAAAAGUUUCUUGCAAAUGAAAUAGCCGAGCAUGAGCUUAAAGUUGAGCAAUUGGUGUGUGCUCCGCUCACAGCAAUCAGUGAUCAGGAUGUUCCAGCCAUAAUGAAAGCUAAAAAACAAUUAAGCAGACUCAUAAGUGAAAAAGAAUCGGCAGCCAGCAGAUACAAUCACCUCGAGAAACAAAAAGAAGAAAAUCCGACCAAAUUAAGCGCGGCCAAAGAGGAAUUGGAAGAAGCUGGUAACAAAGUUGAGGCUGCAAGAGACUUACUGGCAGCGGAUAUGUUUGCUUUAGUCGCUAAAGAGGCAUUACUAGCACAUACAUUACUGCAAUAUGUAAAGUUACAACGAGCAUACCAUGAAUCAGCGCUGCAUUCAUUAGCUGACACAGUGCCAGAAUUGGAGAGAUUUAUAAAUGAUAGUUCAGUGAAGCCGGUGUUCGGCUAUCCAUUGGAGGAACAUCUUCGUGUCACUGGUCGUACUAUAGCGUACCCUAUAGAGGUGUGCGUGUGCGCAUUACACGAACUGGCGCUCAAUGAGGAGGGACUCUUCAGGAUAGCUGGAGGUACAUCAAAGGUUAGAAGAAUGAAGCUGUCGUUGGAUGCUGGUCUCUUUAACGUUCCACUGAAGAGUGACUAUAGAGAUAUGCAUGUUGUCGCCUCGGUACUGAAAUCAUACCUCAGAGAAUUACCAGAACCGUUGUUGACGUACCGACUGUAUGAAAACUUUAUACUGGCGUCCAGACACCCGACCGAACAAGCUAGACUCAACGCUCUCUGGGAGGCCAUUCAUUUAUUGCCCGAAGCGAAUUUCAACAACCUGAGAUACCUCAUUAAGUUUUUGUCCGCUUUGACACAAAAUCAAAGCACCAACAAAAUGACGCCGUCUAAUUUGGCUAUCGUGAUCGCACCAAACCUACUCUGGGCCGCCGAUGAGAACACGUUUGAUAUGAACAUCACGACCGCCGUCAACUGCGGGGUGGAGCUGCUCAUUAAACACGCGGACUGGUUCUUCAAGGACGAUGUCAACUUUUUCGUGUCCUUCACCAAAGAAGAUCUCCUCCCGGAUCACUUCGGCGCCGAGCAGUACGGCUUUACCACCAACUUCGUCCACGGAUACAACCAGACGGUCGCUUUGAAUCAGGAACAAAAUGGCGAUUACAACAGUAUGAGCAAGUCCCUGUUCGAUUACAAUCACCAGAACGUAGGCAGGACUACUGUGGACGGCCCCGGGAGACACUCGCGGAGUAACAGUCACGACACUAGUCUCAUACUACUGGAUAAUGAUAUGAAGAAAGCUCAAUCUAACAGCUCCCUCUCCGACCAAUCUAGUCCCCCGCACGGCAGCCCCAAGCCUAUCAUGAGACGAAAGAAUAAGCCUCUGGCCCCCGUCCCGCCGAACUUUACACCGGAUAAGAAUAGGAAGGUCGAAACACAGACGCAGACCUCGGACGUGGCCAAGGAACAGAACGCGCUCGUUAAAGAAGCGGAGAAGCCCGCCAAGCCUCCGAGACCGGUGGUGUCUGACACGGGGAAGAUUAUAACGGGAGUACAGACGAUCAACAGGUCCACGUACAGACAGAGUAAAGCUAUGAAGGAGGAGGCGGCGAGGAGCGGCAGCAGGGAGAACCUCACGGACACGAGGAGGCAGAGCUUCGAGUUCGAUAAGGACAAGUUCACCGGGCUGAAGGGCACCGACAGGGACACGCUCGUGGUGAAGAACGUGACGGCUCAGACGGGGGUCGUGGCGCGGAUGAAGGUCAUCGGGGACGGACCUGCGUCACUCGGGGCAGCGCGGGCCUCGGUACACAAGGCGAGCGGGACGCCGCCGCCGCGCCCACAGCCCGCGCCCCGCACGCUACCACCUGCCACAGUGGACCCCGAGCCAGACGUGAUGCUGCGACACAAGCCCGCCGUGCCGGAGAGACCCGCCGCGCUCAGGCCGCAGAGCUUCCGCUCACAACGAGCCUCCCUCACGGAGGAGCGUGACCCGCCCGCCGUGUUGGAGAGGACACACUUGUACACUGUGGACAAACACCAGCCGGCCGUCAUAGUGGUGGGGGGAGACGACGAGCGGGCCUCGAGCACCGUGCAGAGGACGCACAGCUCCGGGGGGAAGGAUGAACUCGACGAACCUAAGGGACUGACGGGCGCCAGCAGGCAGCUGUCACAGUCAGAAGGCAACAUCACGGACGGCGCCGUGACCGUCCGGCCGCAAGGGUCACAGCCCUCCCGCCCGCCACGACCUCUAGUGCCGGCACCUCCGCCGCCUGUGGCUGCACAGCAAACACAGACUGCACAGACUACACCCACAGCACAGACCACACAGACUGCACAGACCACACAGACGGCGCCGCAGCACGAGAGCACCGACCUCUAG